UGAUAUCUAGUAUCGCUGGCAGUCGUAGAGGUAUAAGCCCAGUCAGCGACAGCGCGACCAGCAGUGCCACCAUCCCUGUCCCGAGGAGCCCAUACCAGAUGGAGCGAGAGAUGGACGUGGGCGUCGUCAGCAAGACCUGGCCCAACGCACGGCGGGGGGAAAAGGCGGCCCUGCUUGCAGAAGCGCCAGGGGUGACCCGGCUGGUCAAUGUGUGGUGCCACAAGGACCCCGCCUGGAGCCUGCAGCUGCUGCAGCGCGCCGCGCCCACCGUGGAGCGGCUACGUGCGGUCUACAUCUGCGAGGACCACCUGCUCGCGGUGCACGACGCCAUGCCGCGGCUGAGGAGGCUGGACGUGUCGGGUAACUUGGACCUCCUGGACGCGCAGCCCCCCGUGCAGGUGUCCGCGCUGCCGCCGGGACACGCCGGCCUGCAGUGGCUCAGCAUGGGGGUCCUCCCCCGCGCCACGACGCUGUCCCUGCUGCAGGCGCACGGCGCCACGCUGGGGGAGCUGGAGCUGUGGGUGGGCACGGCGGGGAGCUGCAAGUUCCCAGGGUGGCCAGACAGCUGCGACGACCUGCACUCGCUGCUGCAGCAGAGCGGCGGGCUGCGGGCGCUCAGGAGGCUCGUGCUGCGGAGGUACACGAGGUGCAGCCACGAGCCAGCCGCCUGCAGACAGCAGCGCGCCGAGGUGCUGGAGGUGCUGCCCGGGGUCGAGGUGCUGUGCAGCGAGUGUGACCACGUGGAGCAGGAAGAGGUCUAGCGUCUAGCGCGAGGCGGCAUGCAUACGACUGGUGUGCGCCGAGGAAACAAUUCUAGGUCUCUGUAGCUUUGCAGUUUCAAUGAUGUGAAGUAUGGAAACGUCUGCAGCAAAUAAUAAAC
Messenger RNA from Frankliniella occidentalis (western flower thrips), 880 nucleotides. RefSeq lists its product as uncharacterized. NCBI's taxonomy places the organism in Eukaryota, Metazoa, Arthropoda, Insecta, Thysanoptera, Thripidae. The transcript has 2 exons. The record is from RefSeq and is a predicted model, not a curated record. Bases 99 to 761 code for a protein of 220 amino acids.